GGUCGUUAAUCUCUCAGCUGUUGUUAUCGGGUUUCACUUCUGAUGAGAUUUCUGGAUUGUGCUGUUACAAUGAUAACUUUGAGUUUUACUUUAACUAUUAUAUUUUUGGCAAAACCAUCGCACAGCGUUUCGUGCGACACCAAAUGCCCGGAAGAAAAGGAAGCAGUUUGCGGCUUUGACGCGCUCGGGAAGGCCUACAAAAUGUUCCCCGGCAAGUGUGCAAUGCAACGGUAUAUUGCUUGCGAAAAAGUUGAACUGGUUACUACUCCGAUAAUGUAUUGUAUCAAGAAUGAACGUAGGAUGAGCCAACGCAGGCAUUACAUGGACCAAUCUUGUCCAAUAUUCUGUCCGCAACAUUAUCGGCCUGUGUGCGGCAUGUCCAAGAUGCGGGCUUAUGAAUAUAGGUCCUUCAGUAAUGGCUGCAUGUUGGACAUGAUAAACUGCCGAGGACACGACGAGUAUGCUGGUUACAUGGAAGUCCCGUUAUCUUUUUGUCCAAGGCACAUGAACAUGAACAUUUUCAAAGACAUGAUUAUAGCCAAUUAAAUA
Messenger RNA from Cydia amplana, 549 nucleotides. Its product is annotated as U-Kazal-Dg21.2-like. NCBI's taxonomy places the organism in Eukaryota, Metazoa, Arthropoda, Insecta, Lepidoptera, Tortricidae. The coding region runs from base 43 to 546 and encodes 167 amino acids. The transcript has 5 exons. The record is from RefSeq and is a predicted model, not a curated record. Gene Ontology annotation, molecular function: protein binding.